Molecule: messenger RNA, 1407 nt
Organism: Rhagoletis zephyria (snowberry fruit fly)
Lineage: Eukaryota; Metazoa; Arthropoda; Insecta; Diptera; Tephritidae
Source: RefSeq, a predicted model, not a curated record
AUGAACAAUCGUAAUUUAUCGCAUGAACUGCAGAACUUGAUCAACCCAGAGCCUACUUUUGAAGAUCCUGAAGAUGGCGAAAAUAUCGAUUCGUCUGACAAGUGGUUCAACUCGAGACCUGCCGCGGAGAAUGAUGAUGAUGAAGUUCAAGCGCCAGUAGUUAGCAAGAUUCGAAAGAAGCAGGUGUCUUUUCUAUCUUCGAUUGAUAAAAGGUACGUUGGCAAAAAAAUAAGCCGUACCAACUUGGCUAGUGACGAUGAGGAAUCAGAAAGUAUAAGUGAAAAUGUAAACAGCGAUUCUGACGACAGCAGCCGCGAGGGCGAGCUUGAUGAUAGUAAAGUUGAUGAUGAGGAAGAAGACGACGAGGAAGGUCUUUCGGAAAGUGAUUUUGAUGAAGAAGAUCAAAUGAGCGACGAUGAGCUUGGGGACUCCGACCAAUUGCCUAAACCAUCAAAUGGAGUUUCUCAUGAUGAUGACGAUGAUAACUUCAACAUUCUCAACUUUGACGCAAGCAAACAGAUGUCUAAAGCAAGUGCUGUAAAGAAUCAACUUCUUAUUUACGAUAACUUGUUAGAAGCCCGCAUCAAAAUGCAAAAAUUGCUUUUAUCAACAAAUCGACUACCGCAGCACCAAAACUUGUCCGCAGUUAAAAGUGCCAAAUCUGCUUUACUGACCGAGUUAAUUAACGAGUGCGCAAAAGGAACACGCAAGUUGGGAAAGCUUCUACUAGAACUCGAUACUUUUCUGGACAUGAACAAUGAAGAAGACAAGGCAGAACAGACCGCCAGUAAGCCUGAAAGAAAACGCCCAAAAAGCACUGAUUUUGAAGAGUCUACUCUGUCAAAGAGAUUUUGCAAACUUGCCUCGCAGUAUCGUCCUGUCAUUGAGGACUGGCACGAGCGGACCAAGUUUGUCAACGCAAAUGCAAAGCUUAAAAAGUUUGAGUCUUUUGACGUCUGCCCAACAAAGUCAAUUGAUCAAAUAUUGACAAACAAAGAGCGCCUAAUUAGCCGCACGCGGGUAAAGCGUUCUGCCAUUAAGAUUAUUGGCCAAAGUGAAAAUUCAGAAGCUCCUGAGGAUGACCCAAACAGCAGUCUCGUUCUUGACACUUACGAUGACGACGAUUUUUACCAUCAACUUCUAAGGCAGAUAAUUGAAAACAAAAUGGGAAAUGUAGACGAUUCUACAGCAAUGUCAAAAAAGUACAUGGAAAUUCAGCGAAUGCGCAAUAAGCUAAAAAAGCAGGUCGAUACUAGAGCAAGCAAAGGUCGCAAAAUCCGCUACGACGUUCAUGAGAAGCUGGUCAACUUUAUGGCACCCGUCGACCGGACUAGCAUGACUGAUGAGGCGAAAAGUGAACUCUUUAAAUCACUGUUUGGCAAUUUCUCCGCCAACGUCGACGACUAG